Messenger RNA from Microtus ochrogaster (prairie vole), 1240 nucleotides. RefSeq names its product interleukin 15 receptor subunit alpha (gene Il15ra). Gene Ontology annotation, molecular function: interleukin-15 receptor activity. NCBI's taxonomy places the organism in Eukaryota, Metazoa, Chordata, Mammalia, Rodentia, Cricetidae. The record is from RefSeq and is a predicted model, not a curated record. Gene Ontology annotation, biological process: interleukin-15-mediated signaling pathway.
AUGACUUCGCGGCAGCUCUCGGGCUGUGGAGUCCACGCCCUCCAGGUGUUGCUGCUACUGCUGCUGCUGCUGCUCCCGCUGCGGGUGACACCGGGUACCACAUGUCCAACCCCCAUAUCUGUUGAGCAUGCAGACAUCAGGGUCAAGAACUACAGUGUGAACUCCAGGGAGAGGUAUGUCUGCAAUUCUGGUUUCAAACGGAAAGCGGGCACAUCCACGCUGACCGAGUGUGUGAUUAACAAGAACACAAACACUGCCCACUGGACAACUCCUAACCUCAAGUGCAUCAGAGACCCCUCCCUGGCUCACCAGAGUCCAGUGCUACCUUCCACAGUAGUGACGCCAAAGGUGACCCCACAGCCAGAGAGCCCCUCCCCUCCCCAAAAAGAGCCAGAAGCUGUAUCUCCCAAAUCAUCUGAUACCACAUUGACCACCCAGACAACUAUUGUGCCAGGCUCCGGGCUGACACCAUCCCAACCAGCUUCUGCAGGAACUACAGGGACAGGCAGUCAUGAGUCCUCCCGAGCCCCAUCUCUUGCAACAACAACGAUCUUGGAGCCUACUGCUUCCCCUUCCCUUGGGAUACCAGAGAUUUCUCCAAACACCUCCAAAGUGACCAAAGUGGCCGUCUCCACAUCGGUCCUGGUCCUCUUGGUUGUUGCAGGACUUGCGGUUUUUCUCGCCAGGUACAUCAGAUCAAGGCAAGCUUCUCAGCCACGUGAUGUUGCAAUGGAAACCAUGGAAUCAGUGCCAAUGACUGGGGACGAGCAGCAAUGAGGAUGACACAGGAGCCUAACCACACAACCGCCGAAACUCAAGGAAACCUGCCCAGCUGAGUCUAAUGAGAAGGGGUAAAGGCAGCUCCGUGUUAGCUAAGGAGUACCAGGACACAGGGAGCUGGGCACCAGGAGGAAGUGCACCGUGGUAAUGCAAGGUCUCCGGAACGAGCCGCUUUACUGUGUCUGGAUGUCUCCCACGUGCACACCUGGGUUCUCUGGCAUCUGGAAGGACACCACCCUUCUACCUGGCUCAGCAGAGAGACCGGCUUCCCACAGUGGCAGCAGCUUGAGCUCUCCUGGGAGACUCUCAUGGUCUCCAUAAAAGCCUCUGAUUUCACUCCGACAUCGACUCAAAAUAGCUUAUUAGCUAGGCCAGUGGUUCUCAAUCUAUGGGUCGUGACCCCUUUGGGGGUGGAGGGGCAUCAAACAACCCUUUCACUGGGGUCACAUAUCAGACGUCC